Messenger RNA from Scomber scombrus (Atlantic mackerel), 1158 nucleotides. RefSeq names its product neuronal differentiation 6a (gene neurod6a). The coding region runs from base 1 to 1158 and encodes 385 amino acids. Gene Ontology annotation, molecular function: protein dimerization activity. NCBI's taxonomy places the organism in Eukaryota, Metazoa, Chordata, Actinopteri, Scombriformes, Scombridae. The transcript is spliced from 2 exons. The record is from RefSeq and is a predicted model, not a curated record.
AUGGCCCGAUUGCCAGAUGGCCAGUCCGUCCCUGGCUCCCAUGGAAGAUCCGCCCCUGACAUCGAAGAACCCUCCCUUCAGCUAGCAGAUGCCAACCGGUCCAGUUCGACUGAUGACGAUGACUUCUUCUCUGCCCUGCAGUUGUCUCAGCACAAGAUGGUACCAAACAACUGGAUGGAUACUUGCCACCACCACCACCACCACCACCACACACUGCAGGAUGACAUGUUGACUUUGCCAUUUGACGAGCUGUCCUCUAACCAGACCAGCAGUCCUAUCAGGACCAGCUGGGCCACCAACCAAAUCAUUAAAUCAGUAAAGCCAGAGCCUGGCAGAGCCUUGCAGGACACACUUAAAUCCGGGAGAGAGGAUGGAGAAAGGCACGGCACAGAAGAGGAGGAGCAGGAGGAGGAGGAGGCAGGAGGUGAUCUGAGAAGAAGGGGUUCUCGUAAGAAGAAGCUGAGCCAGGCCCGGCAGGACCGGGUUCGACUGCGGCGUAUUGAGGCCAAUGCAAGGGAAAGGAACCGGAUGCAUGGUCUGAACAAUGCACUGGACAGCCUGAGGAAAGUGGUUCCAUGCUACUCAAAGACACAGAAGCUGUCUAAAAUAGAGACACUCCGUUUGGCCAAGAAUUAUAUCUGGGCCCUCGGUGAAAUCCUGAGCACUGGGAAAAGGCCAGACCUGCUCACUUUCGCCCAGACACUGUGCAAGGGCCUCUCCCAGCCCACCACUAACCUGAUGGCCAGUUAUCUGCAGCUCAACACCCAUAGCUUCAUCUCAGAGUCUGGUGGGGAGUCUUUUUCCCUCUACCCAGCGUAUCACCACUACAGAGCUGAAGGAGUGGGGGCCAGCUCGGCGGACAAUGGCAGGCCCCUACGGCCUUUCAGCUCCUUCUGUGGCCCCUAUGACGCUCUGUAUGACCUUUCUCCAGACUGCUCCAGCCCUCUGGAUGCAGGCCCCCUCAGCCCCCCUAUCAACUUUAAUGGCAUUUUCUCCCUGAAACACGAGGAGCCAGUGGACUACCGGAGCUGUCACUAUGGUCUCCGCUACCGCUCUAUCAGCCAGAGCUCCUCGGCAGACAUCAACCCAUAUGACAUCCAUCUCUGUGGCCAGUUUUAUCAGGUGCAGGAGGAUUUAAACAAGCCUUUCCCUAAUUAA